Messenger RNA from Mesorhabditis belari, 474 nucleotides. The record is from the annotation of a GenBank genome assembly. Lineage: Eukaryota; Metazoa; Nematoda; Chromadorea; Rhabditida; Rhabditidae.
AUGAUUUCUAAAUGCUCGAUUCUCAGCUUUGUCGCAUUUCUCGCUGUCUGCCGUUGUUACAUCAUUGAGGGAGCUCCUUCAGCACUUCCACAGCCAUUCAUGGAUCCACAACAAAACACAGGAUAUGGAUUUGAUUAUAAAGAAUAUAUUAAACGACACACACAAGGCGCUCCAAUCAUGAUCUACACAUUGAAUGACUGCAUUCCGUGUAGAAACACGAAAAGUCUCCUUCAACAAUGGUAUCCCGAUGUGCCCGCGUACUUUAUGGAACUAACAAUGAAUCUUCAACGUCCAUGGGAACGUCGUCUUGAGAGAGAUCUUCUUGAAGUCACCGGACAAAACACUUUUCCCUAUAUUUUUGUUUGCGGCAAGUUCAUCGGAGGCUCGUCCGAUCUGAUGAACAUGCACAACUUUGGCCGAUUGAGACCCACCGUCAAUUCGUGUCCCGCAAAAGGAUUUUUCCGUCCAAACCUU